CAGAAUAAAUGUGCAUGCUGCAACUGUAGUCCUAAGCACACUCACUUGAAAGUAGAUUCCCUUGAAGUCUAGGAGUUACUUACUUCCAAAUAGGUGGUGGCAUUUUUUACUCCACUCGUUUCUCAUAAAUCUGACCAGCACCGUUUGCUUCUGCCUGAGGUGUAAGCCUUGACAUUGUUGCUGAAUCAAAAUGUGGCUAUUUAACUGGAAGGCACUGGAAAAUUUCCCACUGCUAAUGUACAUUUUAGCAGCUAAAACAUUAAUCCUUUGCUUGGCAUUUGCUGGGGCAAAAAUAUACCAGAGGAAAAGGCUUGAGAAAAAAAUGAAAAAAGAAGAGGAGGAGAAUCUGAAAAGGGAAGAUAAAAAAGAAAAAUGAAAAGUCUUAAGAGAACUGUAGCUGUUUGGCAGCUUGCUUGGAUUCCUUUCCUAGGAGAGUUUAAGACUUCACUGAAACCGAAUGCUGUGCCAGAGAAACUUCAUUCCCCAAGAGGAACAUACAACAGUGUGUUGGAUUUUUAUAUUAUUAUUAUUUUUCUGGUAUAAGUAAGAAGAAUAUCCUGUCAGCUAUUUAUAUAAUAAAAGCUCUGUUUGUAAAACUGA
This is a messenger RNA of Lacerta agilis (Sand lizard), 600 nucleotides long. RefSeq names its product small integral membrane protein 11A (gene SMIM11). The coding region runs from base 191 to 376 and encodes 61 amino acids. The transcript is spliced from 4 exons. NCBI's taxonomy places the organism in Eukaryota, Metazoa, Chordata, Lepidosauria, Squamata, Lacertidae. The record is from RefSeq and is a predicted model, not a curated record.